This is a messenger RNA of Dalotia coriaria, 1683 nucleotides long. RefSeq names its product caspase-3-like. Gene Ontology annotation, biological process: regulation of apoptotic process; proteolysis. Gene Ontology annotation, molecular function: cysteine-type endopeptidase activity. The transcript has 5 exons. The record is from RefSeq and is a predicted model, not a curated record. NCBI's taxonomy places the organism in Eukaryota, Metazoa, Arthropoda, Insecta, Coleoptera, Staphylinidae. Bases 260 to 1519 code for a protein of 419 amino acids.
UGUGUGUGUUGAAGUUCAUAUCCUGUACAAAUGUAUUCGGACAUACAGAACAUACGCAAAUUUGUGUUUGUGAGGUUGCCUAUAUUACACCUGCGGUUGAGAAGUGGUCGCCACACGAUCGCCAUCAGGCGUGACUCAGUUUUGUAAACAUUACUUUAGCAAGUGCUAAUGUCUUCCAACAAAGAAAAUUAGUAUCGCCAUAGAUCAGUUCUUGUCCGAAGAUCUCAUAAAAGUUAUACGUAAACAAACAUCGACUGCCAUGGAAAAGGAACACAAAGAUUUAAUUAUCAACAAUUUUGAGUUCUUAGUGAACCUUUGCAAGUGUGAUCUUUUGUUAUCACACUUAAGACAUGUGAUUCCAAUGUCUCAAGAUGAGCAUGAUGAAUUAGAUGGUAUGACAGACAAGAAAAGACAAAACAGAGAAGUGCUCACAUUCCUAAUGAAUCGGGGUCCAACUGCAUAUGAUGCCUUUAUAAAUUCAUUAUCUGCAACAGAACAGUACACAGUAUUGAAUUGCUUGAAACCAGGUGCAUGUAAUGACAACCAUAUAGCACUUCAACAAAGAGCUCAACAGAGGUCUAAUAAAGUAUUUAUUGAGCCCCAGAACUUUUAUGAAGAACCAGUCAAUAUGGUUAAUAUGGCUGCACAGGAAAACAGGCUUGACAUUGUUGUUAAGCUAUCUAACAACUUCAACCAUGUAAAUGAGGCACGCCAGAAAGGAAUGCUAUUAUAUAACACUACAUCCAGAAACAGAGGCUUGGUGAAGAUUAUUAAUAUUGAUACAGUCACAGGCAUGAAAUACAGAGAAGGAUCACUAACUGAUGUUGACAAUUUGACCAGUUUAUUCACUCAAAUGGGAUUGAAAGUUGAAGUGCAUGAUAAUCAUUUAAAACCACCAACGGAAGCGAACAUUAAAAAAGCUGUCCAAGAAUUUGUUACUAAUCCGUAUUUAAAGACUGCCGACGUCGCCAUGUUGUUUCUUAUGAGUCAUGGUACCCAUGAUAAAGGUAAAGAUUACAUAUUUGACUGUGAUGCGGUGCCAGUCUACUUAAGAGACAUCGAGCACUUCUUCCACAAUGACAUAUGUGUUUACAUGCAAAACAAACCGAAAAUGAUGUUUGUACAAGCUUGCAGAGGCAAAUUUCCUGAUUACGGAACCCGUAGAAAAGUAGAGACUGACAGUCACGUACAUCAGAACGCAACUACAAACCAGGUCGAAAUUGACUACAUGCCGACUCGAUCGGACUUCCUUUUGGCUCAUUCAACUUGCGUUGGAACCGCUUCGCAUCGUGACACGUACGUAGGUACAUGGUUUAUCUACUUGAUCUGCAAAGUUUUUAUGACUCAUGCUCACAACACGGAUGUUGAGGAGAUGCUCAAACUUGUAUACGAGUCUUUGAAGGUUGAGCGCACCAGUGCCGGCGAAAUGCAGACAGGUGAACUUAUUAUUAGAACUUUCAGGCGGUGCUUCUUGAAUCCUGGUAUUUAUUGGGAAGGCAAUCAACUUAAACAUUUUUGAUUUAAUAUUUAAACCUAUAUAUUCAUUAUUUAUAGAUAAAUAUUUUAUUAUCGAUAUAUUUGAUAAAUUUUUUAUACGCAAUGAAACAAUGCUCUAAAAUCGGUAGUGAUAAAAUCUGCCCAGAAACCUAAACAGAUUAAUAAAUAUAAUUGAUAUGAGCUUAA